ACUUUUGAGUUUAGUUGUAGAUCGAAGGUGGUGUUUUGUUUUGUCGGCAGAAAGUGAAAGUUUCUCAACUUAAGUGUAAAUAGUCAAUACUUACGAUCGAUGGCUCCAUAUGGUUCUCAUCAAGAAGCCAUAUUACUAGUGCCGCGUAUACAACUUGUAUAAAUAUGGGAGACCUCAAAACUAAUGGUGCAUUGAGGAAGAGAGAAGAAGUCCUGAGUAAACCGGCAAAACAAUUAAUAAAGGAUAAUGAAGAAAUAACUUAUAAAAACUCAUCCGGGAACUCUAAGGCCAUUGGCCUAGUUUUUGUUUCACUUCUGCUGGAUCUUUUGGCUUUUACCAUGAUUUUACCUCUCCUACCUUCUCUAUUGGAUUAUUAUGAUAAAGAAGAAGGCAAGGGCACAAAUUUAUAUGCCUCCUUAUUGGGAGCAGUUCAAAGCUUUCAAAAAGUAACAGGGGCCCCCGAAAAACUAGCGUCAGUAUUAUUUGGUGGUGCACUGGGCUCUAUGUACAGCUUUCUACAGUUUUUAACAAGCCCCAUAGUUGGAAGUCUCUCUGAUGCUUAUGGAAGGAAACCCAUGCUUUUACUGUGUUUGAUAGGGAUAGCAACAUCACAUGCACUAUGGAGCUUUGCAAGCACAUUCAGUAUAUUUGUGCUGGCCCGGUUCAUUGGUGGUCUCAGCAAGGCCAAUGUCAGCUUGAGCAUGGCUGUUGUUGCGGAUGCCUCCAACGAGAAGACCCGGGCUAGAGGAAUGGCACUGGUGGGUUUGGCGUUCUCAAUAGGGUUCAUAGUGGGCCCCCUGGCGGGCGCGUGGUUCGCCAAGAACAACGACAACUCCUCCGGACUCUGGGGGGAGCGGCCAGCGUUCUACGCGCUUUCGCUAUCUCUGGCGAAUAUUGCUCUAGUCAUAUUUUGCUUGCCCGAGUCACUGCCAAAGGAAAAAAGGGCAUCUCUCUCAUUCACUUUAUCCAAGGCAUUGGACUACAUAUCUCCCUGGCAUCUCCUGAAAUUCACGGCAGUUAAAAAUCUAUCGAAACACCAGAACACAGUGCUGUCAAAGCUGGGGCUGAUAUACUUCAUGUAUCUGUUCAUAUACUCGGGCCUCGAGUUCACUAUCACAUUCCUGACGCAUCAUACCUUUAACUAUACUGCCAUGCAGCAAGGGAAGAUGUUCUUGGUUAUAGGGUUAAUUAUGGCUGUGCUACAAGGCGGCGCAGCCAGGAGGCUCGGCUCGGCUGGUGCCGUGCGAGCGGCGCGAGGGGCCCUAGCUCUCACCCCAGUGUCGUUCCUAUGUGUGGCGUUAGCUGCAGUGCCGCGGCCGCCGCUGGUGGCGCCUCUGGCCUGGUUGUGGCUGGGGCUCGUCUUGUUCGCUAUAUCGACGGCUUUCGCGGUGUCCUGCAUGACGGCAAUGGCGGCGGGGCAAGCGCCCGCGGCGGCGCGCGGCGCCGUGCUCGGAGCCCUGCGCUCUCUUGGAGCGCUCGCGCGGGCGAUGGGACCGCUUGUCGCUGCUUCAGUGUAUUGGUGCUCCGGAGCGGCCGUCACCUACGCCAUCGGAUCAAUAAUGUUAAUAAUCCCAGCUGUGAUGUUAUUUAGACUGAAAUCGUAAUAAUUCCGCAGACUUUACACUGCCACUUAACUUAAGCAAUAAUAAUUUAGAGAUCAAGUUUGUAUUAUUACAUUAUUUAUUAAUUUAUUGUUAAGUAUUUCUUUGUACCUUUUAUUUUCCUUUCAUAUGGUUGUAUUAUUGUACCUAUUAUACUAAAUGUACCUAU
This is a messenger RNA of Cydia amplana, 1770 nucleotides long. It is a transcript of the gene rtet, whose product is annotated as major facilitator superfamily domain-containing protein 10. The record is from RefSeq and is a predicted model, not a curated record. NCBI's taxonomy places the organism in Eukaryota, Metazoa, Arthropoda, Insecta, Lepidoptera, Tortricidae. The transcript has 8 exons. The coding region runs from base 165 to 1604 and encodes 479 amino acids. Gene Ontology annotation, cellular component: brush border membrane. Gene Ontology annotation, molecular function: transmembrane transporter activity. Gene Ontology annotation, biological process: transmembrane transport.